AUGAGAUAUAGAUUAGAUAUUCUUUACAUGCUUUCUCUUUUCAACCCUCUUUUCUCUCUCUUUUUCUUCACCACAUAAUUAAUAAAUCUCUGCUCCUCUCUCACCUUCUUCUUCCCAAUCUUCCUACCUGCAGACAUCCCAUCUCUCUCUCUCUCUCUCCAUAAUGGGUUGAUUCCCAAUCUGAACAUGGCCGCUGCUUGCUGAUCAGAGAGAGAAAAGAGAAGAAAAAGAAGAACCAUCUCUGAGAAAUCGAUGAAGCACAUACAUCUAUCACUUCUCUCCAAGAACACAGGUGUUACUACUCCAAGUACCACCACUUAGUACUACCAACUAAUUGUGCAAAUAGACAUAUUUCUUUCGUUUUUUCAAGAUGAAUCAGUGCGUACCAAGCUGGGACCUCGACGAAACUCCCACCUCCGCCGGUGGGGUUAGCCUCCGUUCACUCUCCAACGCCGUUUCCGCUGCCACCGACGUCCCAAUGUUGGACUGUGGACGUGGUGGAACUGACGGUGGUCGUCGGCGCAGGUUGGACUACGAAGUGACAGAGCUGACAUGGGAGAACGGUCAGUUGGCGUUGCACGGGUUAGGUCCCCCUCGGCCCAUCACCAAACCCCUCCCCUCCUCCGCCACCACCACCACCACCACCAAGUACACGUGGGAGAAGCCACGCGCUGGCGGUACUCUCGAAUCCAUCGUCAGCCAAGCCACACGCUCGGCGUCGGCCCCGUGCAAGGCUCUCUUCAACGGAGAUGAUGACCUCGUGCCCUGGUUUGAUCCGCGCGGCACCGCCGCCGCCCAGUCCAUGACCAUGGACGCCUUGGUCCCUUGCACCAACCGGACGACCUCCGCCGACGACCAUUGCACCCGCGUGCCGGAACCCAAUCCGGGCGUUGGCACGUGUGCCAUCGCCUGCUCCACACGUUUGGAGUCCUCCAGCGAGACUGGCACACUCGAUCGCCGGCUGGAGCAGGAGGCGCUCGCCAAGAAACGCCCGAGGCUGGAGCAUGUUCCCGUCGAGGGAAGCAGCAAGCAAAGCGUGAGCAUCAGCGCUUCCUUCGGAAAGGACAAUAGCAGGCAAGACAUGACGCUCGACACCUACGAGCUGGACACCGAAGUGGGUUUCACUUCCACCUCUUUGGGAUCGCCGGAAAACACAAGCACCGGCCACCCUCGGGCGUCCUACACCAAAUCCACCACAAUGGUCGACGACCAUGACUCCGUUUCUCAUAGCAGACCUGAGAAGGAAUCAGGUUUUGAAGAAGACAAGAAGGGCCAGACAGGAAAAUCUUCCAUCUCAACUAAGAGAAGCAGGGCUGCUGCAAUUCAUAACCAAUCUGAACGUAAAAGGAGAGAUAAGAUCAACCAAAGAAUGAAGACUUUGCAGAAACUGGUCCCAAAUUCCAGUAAGACUGAUAAAGCCUCCAUGCUUGAUGAAGUGAUUGAAUAUCUUAAGCAACUACAAGCCCAAGUCCAGAUGAUGAGCAGGAUGAGCAUGCCACACAUGAUGCUGCCAAUGACCAUGCAACAGCAACUUCAGAUGUCCAUGUUAGCUCAAAUGGGCAUGUUCAUGGGGAUGAACAUGGGAAUGGGGACGAUGGACAUGAAUUCAGUCACGCGCAACAACAUCGCCGGAGUUCCCCCUGUUCUCCACCCUAAUGUCUUGAUGACCCUACCUUCAUGGGAUGGCACCGGCGAUCGCUUGCCCUCUUCUAGCACAACCAUGCCUGAUCCAUUGUCCACAUUUCUUGCUUGCCAGUCACAGCCAAAUAACAUGGAUACUUACAACAGGAUGGUUGCCUUGUAUCAACAGCUCUAUCAAUCCACAACUUCCAAUUCCAAGGGCUAGAGGCUAGACCCUUGGGAUCAAGUAAUAACUAUACAUUGACCUACAUGGGUUUAUCAUCUGUUAUUUGAUUCUUAUAAGAAGAUCCUUCUUCGAGAAAUUGUAUUUAUUUUUUUCUUGCUAUAUAUGCUAAAAACGCUGUAUUUCUUCCUGUUCCUGACUUAAUUCUGCAGUGUGAAAGCAUUAUAUAAUUGUAAUUGUACUUUUGAUGUAUGAUAUAUACUAUUAAGCACUAGCACUUCUAACACUCAUCAGAUGAACACAAGAACUGAAGCUUGAUUGUCAUCCUUAAUUUAUGGAAUACUAUUUCUUUUGCAUU
Molecule: messenger RNA, 2162 nt
Organism: Nelumbo nucifera (sacred lotus)
Lineage: Eukaryota; Viridiplantae; Streptophyta; Magnoliopsida; Proteales; Nelumbonaceae
Gene: UNE10
Product: basic helix-loop-helix (bHLH) DNA-binding superfamily protein
Cellular component (GO): nucleus
Molecular function (GO): protein dimerization activity
Source: RefSeq, a predicted model, not a curated record